This is a messenger RNA of Oryctolagus cuniculus (rabbit), 830 nucleotides long. The record is from RefSeq and is a predicted model, not a curated record. NCBI's taxonomy places the organism in Eukaryota, Metazoa, Chordata, Mammalia, Lagomorpha, Leporidae.
UUAGAGAUGAGGGCGCGUGGGGCUUGGGGCCCAUCGCUGUCCCUGCCACCGCCAACAUGGAGACCUUGUACCGAGUCCCAUUUUUAGUGCUCGAAUGUCCCAAUCUGAAGCUGAAGAAGCCUCCUUGGGUGCACAUGCCAUUGGCCAUGACGGUGUACACUCUGGUGGUGGUGUCUUACUUCCUCAUCACCGGAGGAAUAAUUUACGAUGUUAUUGUUGAAACUCCAAGUGUUGGCUCUAUGACUGAUGAACACGGGCAUCAGCGGCCAGUGGCUUUCUUUGCCUACAGAGUAAAUGGACAAUAUAUGAUGGAAGGACUUGCAUUUAGCUUCCUGUUUACAAUGGGAGGUUUAGGUUUCAUUAUCCUAGACUGAUCCAAUGCACCAAAUAUUCCAAAACUCAAUAGAUUUCUUCUUUUAUUCAUUGGAUUCGUUUGUGUCCUAUUGAGUUUUUUCAUGGCUAGAGUAUUCAUGAGAAUGAAACUGCCGGGCUAUCUGAUGGGUUAGAGUGCCUUUUGAGAAGAAGUCAAGAUACUGGAUUUGCUCCUGUUAAUGAAGUUUUAAAGGCUGUACCAAUCCCUGUUUGAAAUAUGGAAAAGAAUGAAGAACAGCAGUAAACGUAUCGACUAAGCAUAGGAAGCAUAUUAAAGCUUGGACUAGAAUUUCUUCGUGGUGUCAGAGAGACAGUUUAUCACAGUAUUUUUUCCUGCUGACCUGUACUGACAUACCAAUGAUGACUGGCAUUUUCUUCUUAGUUUUUCAUUUCUUAAAGAAAAUAUACUCGUAAUAUUGAAUAAAGUGAUAAUUUUUUACAAAAAAAAAAUUAGAAAU